Molecule: messenger RNA, 2112 nt
Organism: Prunus armeniaca (apricot)
Lineage: Eukaryota; Viridiplantae; Streptophyta; Magnoliopsida; Rosales; Rosaceae
Source: the annotation of a GenBank genome assembly
AUGCUUCUUUUUCUACACAUUGCUUUGCUUCUUCUCAUUGCUGAAGUUGUGCUCUGUCUCAACCCAGAUGGUCUCUCCCUCCUCGCCCUCAAAUCCGCAAUCGAAACUGACCCCACUCGCGUCCUCGACUCCUGGUUCGACUCCGACCCGACCCCCUGCCACUGGCACGGCGUCGUUUGCACCCGCAACCGAGUCACUGACCUCUUACUCAGCGACAAAGGCUUCUCCGGCUACAUUCCCUCCGAACUCGGCCACCUCGACUCGCUCAAGCGACUCAGUCUGUCCAGAAACAACUUCUCCAAGCUCAUCCCGGCCCACCUCUUCAACGCCACCAACCUCAUUUCUCUGGACCUCUCUCGAAACUCCUUCGUCGGCCCAGUUCCGCCCCAAAUUGAAGCCCUCAAAGCCCUAAAACACCUCGAUUUGUCUUCUAAUUUCCUCAACGGCUCCCUCCCCGAGUCUCUCGCCGAGCUCCCGUCCCUCGCCGGAACCCUUAACCUCUCGUACAACAAAUUUUCCGGCGAGGUUCCGGCGUCAUACGGACGGCUUCCGGUGCUCGUGAGCCUGGACCUCCGGCACAACAAUCUCAGCGGAAAAGUGCCUCAGGUGGGAUCGCUUGUGAACCAAGGCCCCACCGCGUUCUCCGGCAACCCUAGCCUCUGCGGGUUUCCGUUGGAGAUUCCUUGCCCGGAAGCUCAAAACCCAAACGCCUCCAAAAGCGGAGCCGAGGACGUUCAAAAGCCUCUCAACACCGACCCGAGCUUGGUGAAUGGGGUCGAGGAAAGAGGAAAUCGGAGAGGUGGGUCUGUGACGGUUCCGAUCAUUUCGGGCCUUUCAGUGGUGAUCGGGGCCGUCUCGGUUUCGGUGUGGCUGUUUCGGAUAAGGAGGAGGGCCAAGGAGGGCAAAACGGUGAGAGAGAAAGUGGAAAAGGCGGUCGUGGUUGUUGAGGACGAGGGGGAGGGGCAAAAUGGUAGAUUCGUGGUGCUAGACGAGGGGUUUGGGUUGGAAUUAGAGGAUUUGUUGAGGGCAUCGGCGUACGUGGUGGGGAAGAGCAGGAGUGGGAUUACGUACAGGGUCGUCGCCGGGAGUGCUGGGAAGGGAUACGGUGCGGCGCCGGCAGUUGUGGCCGUGAGGAGGCUUAGCGAGGGUGAUGCCACGUGGCGGUUCAAGGAGUUUGAGGCUGAGGUGGAGGCCAUAGGGAAGGUGGUCCACCCGAAUAUUGUGCGCUUGAGAGCAUACUAUUAUGCGAAUGAUGAGAAACUUCUGGUCACUGAUUUCAUUCGCAAUGGCAGCUUGUACAAUGCACUCCACGGGGGACCAUCCACGUCUUUGCCUCUAUUACCAUGGACAGCAAGGUUAAAAAUUGCUCAGGGGACCGCGAGGGGAUUGAUGUACAUACAUGAACACAGCCCUCGAAAGUAUGUUCAUGGAAACAUUAAAUCAACAAAAAUCCUUCUCAAUGAUGAUCUCCAACCUUACAUAUCAGGGUUCGGAUUGGCGCGCCUUAUGUUGGGGACCUCAAAGUUCACCACUUCAGCAUCCAGAAAACACAACUCAAGCCAAUCCAUUGGAGCCUCUGGUUUGACUGUUUCAACUUCCUCAACCAUUUACUUGGCGCCCGAGGCUCGAAUUUCUGGCAGCAAGUUCACUCAGAAAUGUGACGUGUACUCUUUUGGGGUUGUGCUCUUGGAGAUCUUAACUGGCAGAUUGCCAGACGAAGGGCUCGAAAAUGGUGGUAAGGGACUUGAGAGUCUAGUCAGGAAGACGUUCAGAGAUGAGCGCCCCUUGUCCGAGAUUUUAGACCCUGUACUUCUGCAAGAGGUUUAUGCAAAGAAGCAAGUUGUUGAAGCCUUUCACAUUGCCCUUAAUUGCACUGAACUCGACCCUGAACUGCGUCCAAGGAUGAAAACUUUGAAUGCUAUGCUAAUGUUUGAAGAUGAGUUCAAUGGAGACAGGCAUGUAUUCGAGGUUGACAACAUUCUGGUGGGAUUAGGAGGAGGAGAAUUUUCGGCUGUUUUCUUUUUCUCUUCUUUAAGACAUGUUCUUGCCCUAUUCUCAUCAUAUUGUCGCAAUUCUCCUUUUGCUCUGGUGGUUGGAAUUUCUAAUGGCUAA